Molecule: messenger RNA, 2119 nt
Organism: Puntigrus tetrazona (Sumatra barb)
Lineage: Eukaryota; Metazoa; Chordata; Actinopteri; Cypriniformes; Cyprinidae
Gene: c9
Product: complement component 9
Exons: 11
Coding region: 11-2053 (680 amino acids)
Biological process (GO): immune response
Cellular component (GO): membrane attack complex
Molecular function (GO): protein binding
Source: RefSeq, a predicted model, not a curated record
CCUUGAAUCGAUGCUUAAAAAAAGUGUACAAAUUCCUACACACAUUCGAAGGACUGUCCAAAGCUUCACCAUGAAGGCUUCAGUGGCUUUAUGUGUAACAUUAUGCAUUCUUUAUCAGGUUGCCGGAAAGAGCAUAAAGGACCAUAUACAAGGGUCAAGAAGAGAGGUGCGGGAAAUUAAUGAGCCUGCAUCAAUCGAUUGCAAAAUGAGCGCCUGGUCCCAGUGGACGUCCUGCGACCCGUGCACUAAUAUGACGCAUCGCUCUAGAGGUAUUGAGGACUUCGGGCAGUUUAAAGGCUCUAGGUGCGUAUACCCAAUUGGAGAGAGAAAACCCUGCAAACCUUCUACCAAAUGCCAGAUGGACCCUCCACCUGUCUGCAAGAGCUCCCAAUGGAAGUGCGAGUCAGGAAUAUGCAUAAGCAAAAACCUGAGGUGUAACGGGGAUUACGACUGUGGAGAGCCUGAUACGUCUGAUGAAGAUGAUUGUGAAACUAUCAGGAAACCUUGCGGCCAGACAGCGGUAUUUGAGUCCGAUAUAGCCAUCCAAGCUGGAUAUGGAAUAAAUAUUCUGGGAUCUGGACCUCGAAUGAAUGCUUUCAAUAACAAGUUCUAUAACGGCCAAUGUAACCGGAUCAGAGAACCAACCACGCUGGAAUAUAACAGACUGCCCUGGAAUGUUGGAGUUCUCAGCUAUGAGACAAAAGUGGAAGAGAGCAGCUCUAAGGAGAUGUAUGAGGACGUGCACUCUUUAAUAAAGGAGAUAACUACGGAAACCUCCUUAUCUGUUGAUGUAGGCUUAAACUUCAAGUUUACACCUACUGAGCCCUCCAGUUCUGGCUCAGGCGAUGAGGCUGGCAGCGCUGGUGGAGGUGGUGAAGUUGCUGGCCCCAGUGAUGGUGGUGUAGCUGAAGGUCCCGGUGAAGGUGGUGCAGCUGAAGGUCCCGGUGAUGGUGGUGUAGCUGAAGGUCCCGGUGAUGGUGGUGAAGCUCUAGGUCCUGACGUUUCUGGUACAGACCAAAAUACUGGUGCUGGCUUAGGUUUUAGUGCAUCAGUAGGAUUUGACACUAAGACAACAACAACAAAUAUCAUCAAACAGCUGUCAGAAAUCACAACAACCAAGAGAAAGACCUUCAUGAGAGUGAAAGGCAGAGUGGAGCUGGCAACCUACAGGAUGAGACAGCGAGGGCUGGAGGUGUCCUCAACGUUCCUGGAUGACGUGGAUGCCCUGCCACUUACAUAUGAGAAGGGCCAGUAUUUCGCAUUCUUAGAGGACUAUGGAACACACUACACCAAGAACGGAAAGUCUGGUGGAGAAUACGAAUUUGUUUAUAUAAUGAAUGAGGAUGUCCUCAAACUAAAAAAGGUCACAGAUUCGACGGUCAAGAAUUGUCUAGAGCUUGGAUUUAGGGGUGACUUCCAAUUAACCGAAGCAAUAAAAGGAGGAGGACACUUCAAACCUAAAAACGACUGUGACGCACUAACAGAGAAACCCACAAGUGACAGGACCACGACUGGGGCUAUCGAUAAAGUGCUGAUCGCAGUGAGGGGAGGCACUCCGGCUUCAGCAGUAGCCAUGAAGUCUCAGCUCACUAAAGAUGGCAUCCUAGACUAUAAUCAGUAUGUGGAAUGGGCGAAGACAGUCUCUGCUCUGCCGGCUCUAAUUCACAGUGAUCCUGAACCCAUCUACAACGCCAUCCCUUUGGAUUUCCCUGACGCACAGCCGAGACGGGAAAAUCUGAAAAGAGCCCUGGAUGAUUAUGUGGCCGAGUACAGCGUGUGUAAGUGCCAGCCGUGCCAGAACGGUGGCACCGUGGUCCAGAUUGACGGGGAGUGCAAAUGCAUGUGCCCAACAGGAACCGAAGGCGUUGCGUGUCAGAUCAUUGAGAAAGAACUAGUGAAAGCUAAGUCUUUUGAACAACUGGGGAACUGGGGCUGCUGGUCUUCUUGGUCGCUCUGCUCCGGGAGGGUUCGCAGACGGACGCGCACGUGCAAUACUCACGGUGUACCAGGGGGAAUCUGCAGAGGAGACACGACUCGUGAAGAUUACUGCUAAUAUCAAAUGCACAAACAGUCAUGAUAUAUUAAAAGUUCUGGGUACAAAAUAAAACACUUAAUUGUU